CGCAUGUCAAAACGACCAGAUUUAGCAAAAUGGACUACAGGAAGGAAAGAGAAACAUAUGGAGGGCACUGUUGUACGGUUAAACUAAAUGGGACGGUGGCAACUAGGUGUACUUUAAUUAUUAAUACUGACCAUCACUUGCUGGUGAAUUUAUUUAUAUAAAAAACAAAAGAUAUGAUUCGCCAAUCCCUUUCCGUGGAAACUUUAAACCAAGCCUUACACAGAGAUGUUCAACCAACAUCAGAUUGUAUGAAAUAUGAAUGGAUGAGACUAGGAUCGUUCAAAUCAUGUCCUAGACAAUCUGAAGGAAGACCAAUAAAAUUAGCUAAAGCUGGAUUUGUUUUUACUGGUACCAGAGAAGGAGAUGAUACUGUCACGUGUUUUACUUGUGGUGUUACUAAAAAUAACUGGUUGAAAUAUGAAGACCCACUCCAAGUUCACAAAGAUCUAAAUCCAAGAUGUCAUUUUAUAAAUAAUAAAUCUGAAAACUUUCCGAUUUUAAUACCUGAACCAAUCGUAUAUGAUAAAAUAUUGAGGACAUUGCAUGAAAUUUACCGUAGCAAGGAAGAUAUUGAAAUGGGAGUAACAGGUGGAUAUAGCGCAACAAAUGAUACAUCUAGCUUUGAUUCGCUAAAGUUGGAUUCCGGUAGUUUGACCAAUUACGGCGAUACGUCUAAUACAACACUCAAGAAAACAAUAAAGAAACAAGGAAUAAAUGGAUAUACCCGUAGUCAGGAUCCUGAAAGUAGAUCUUUAGUCACUAGAUCUGCCAGUGAUGUCCUAGUAGAUAACAUAGCCAGACAGACUAUGACAGCAGAAGAAGCAAGACUUAGAACAUUUGGAAACUGGCCAAGAUAUUUAGCUGUUAGACCUGCUGAACUAGCACGAGCAGGUUUUUACUAUCUUGGUUCCGCUGAUCGAGUACAAUGUGCCUUCUGUAGAGGUAUUUUAAGAGAUUGGGAAGAAGCAGAAAGUCCAGUAGCUGAACACUGGAGAUAUUUUUCUAGUUGUGAAUUCUUGAGAGGAACGGGCCGAUCUAAUGUUCCUAUUAUACCAAAUGAUAGUUGUAUACAUGAUUAUGUAUCAACCCAUCCUCUGAGUCCUACUGAUGAAGAAGAUCUUAGAGGAGAUCUCAAUCCACGGUCAACUAUCUUAAAUAAUGGGAAUUUAAAUCUAGUUCAAAGAGAUGACCCAGCAACUGCUAAAGAUUUAGGUAUCAUUACCCAAACAGCUGCCCAGCCAGAUAAAGCUAUACUCGCUACUCGCGUGGCAACAUUUGCCAACUGGCCGAGAAGAUCGCCAUUGCCAAGCAAAGAACAAAUUGCUGAAGCAGGAUUUUAUUAUUUUGACAGAGAAGAUGCUGUAAAAUGUUUUUUCUGUGGUGGUGUUUUAAAAUCCUGGACAGAUGACGAUAUCCCAUGGAAUGAACAUGCAAAAUGGUUUCCUAAAUGUCCAUAUUUACUGAGAAUCAAAGGUGAAGACUUUGUGAACUCUAUACAUCAUCCUGGUGCCGGUACGACAAAGGUCAGAACAACUGUAGGUGCAGAAGAUCCCUAUUUCGAGUCUAAAGAGUUAGUCAAUUCUUCACAACACAGCCUAAUCAAAUUAAUGUCGAGAGACGACAAUAAUAAUGAAAAUCCUUUUCAAGAGAAAUCAUCAGUAGAUGGUGAUGAACGAGCCAUUGUUGGUGCUUUCUUUAAUGAGCAGUCAAGAAGUACUCGUCGAAACGAAGGUGCUUCUGUAUCAUCCAAGAGCAAGAGUAAUGAUAAUGUGAUCGAUGUUACUGCAGGUCGUCCUAUGGUGCCUCGGAAAAGAAUUUCUUCCAAUGCCACGGGUGAAAACACAGGUGAUGUUAAAGAUUUGCACAAGGUCACCUGUUACACUGCUGCUAGCCGAUUAAUGUCCAUGUGCUUUAAUCCCAUUAAAUCAAGGUUAUACAUGUCAUGUGAAAAAAUUAUUGAGUACAUAGACAAAAAGGAUUAAUUAAAUUUUAAAUUAAAUGAUGA
Patella vulgata (common limpet) is the source of this 2005-nucleotide messenger RNA. Its product is annotated as baculoviral IAP repeat-containing protein 3. Lineage: Eukaryota; Metazoa; Mollusca; Gastropoda; Patellidae. Bases 174 to 1982 code for a protein of 602 amino acids. Gene Ontology annotation, molecular function: cysteine-type endopeptidase inhibitor activity involved in apoptotic process. The record is from RefSeq and is a predicted model, not a curated record. Gene Ontology annotation, biological process: negative regulation of apoptotic process; regulation of cell cycle. The transcript has 9 exons. Gene Ontology annotation, cellular component: spindle microtubule; nucleus; cytoplasm.